Molecule: messenger RNA, 1624 nt
Organism: Olea europaea var. sylvestris
Lineage: Eukaryota; Viridiplantae; Streptophyta; Magnoliopsida; Lamiales; Oleaceae
Product: leucoanthocyanidin reductase-like
Exons: 5
Coding region: 478-1497 (339 amino acids)
Molecular function (GO): oxidoreductase activity
Source: RefSeq, a predicted model, not a curated record
CCUCCUCUCUUCUGUGUCUCUCACUCUACUUCGCUUCUGAGUUUUUGAGCCUGAAAUUUCUCUCUUGUUGUAAGGUUUCUGUGAUCUUGUGUCAUGGGGUUUAUAGUUUUGGUUAUUGAUCAGGCCUAAGAGAGUGGCUAAUCUUGUAUUGUGAAAUUCCUAAACGUUUAGCUGAUUUCAAGGGUUGUGUUUCACAAGAUCUUGUAGAUCGGUGAUUGAAACCUUGUGAUCUGAGUGGUUUUUGAUGUACUCUUACUCUCUUGGAAGGUAGAUUGUGCCAUAGUGGAACGGGCUGUCCCUGAACCCACCAGAUUAGGCCUAUUUCGGCUGAAUUGGGUCAACAAUUUUGGUGUUCUUGUGUUCCUUUUUUUGUUCUUGUUGUGUGUUUUUGGUUUUAUUACAAAUCCUGUUUGAAAAUCAACCGUAAAAUUCUUUACAGUACAUCCUAAGUUUCCAAACAAAUAGCAACCACUUAAAAUGUCAGCUUCCAUCAUUGGUUCUUUAGCCAAGAAUCGAGUCCUUAUAGUCGGAGCAACCGGUUUUAUCGGCCAUUUUAUAGCACAAGCAAGCCUUGACACGGGCGGAUCAACAUAUAUUCUUAUCCGAUCACUUCCACAAUGCCCAGCUGAGGCAAAAGCCGUUAAAGCCUUUGAGGAUAAAGGAGCCACCAUCUUACAUGGUGCUAUAAAUGAUCUAGAAUUCAUGGAGAAAAUACUAAAAGAGCAUGAAAUAGACAUAGUAAUAUCAGCUGUUGGCGGUGCUAACAUAAUGCACCAGUCGAUCCUAAUCCAUGCCUUGAAAGCAGUUGGAACCAUUAAGAGAUUUUUACCUUCUGAAUUUGGACACGAUAUCGAUAGGGCGGAUCCAGUUGAACCCGGGCUCUCCAUGUACAAAGAGAAGAGGACAGUGAGAAGACUGAUUGAAGAGACAGAAAUUCCAUAUACUUAUAUUUGUUGCAAUUCAAUUGCUUCUUGGCCCUACCAUGACAACAAACACCCUUCAGAAGUUUUACCACCGCUCGACCAGUUCCAAAUUUAUGGAGAUGGAAAUGUUAAAGCUUAUUUUGUUGCAGGCUCUGAUAUUGGGAAGUUCACAAUGAAAGCAGCUAUAGACGUACGUACUUUGAACAAAUCUGUUCAUUUUCGGCCACCAAACAAUUGUCUGAACAUGAAUGAGCUUGCUCUUUUGUGGGAGAAGAAAAUUGGUCGAAACCUCCCAAGAGUUACCGUCUCUGAAGAUGACCUACUUGCUGCUGCACAAGAGAAUAUGAUACCUAAAAGCGUAGUGGCAUCGUUUACACACGACAUUUUCAUAAAGGGAUGUCAAGUUAAUUUCUCCACUGAUGGCCCUAAUGAAGUUGAAGUCACAAGCCUCUAUCCCGAUGAGCGAUUUAGAACCGUCGAUGAGUGUUUUGAUGAUUUCAUCGUCCAAAUGAACGGCCAGCAGAUUGGUGAAGAAGAAGAGAUAACUAACCCAAGUCCAGUGGUUGAACUUUGAAGUGUUUGCUAUCUGGUUGAACUAACCCAAGUCUGGAAAUUUGUUGUAUUUAAUUUUCUUGUCACUGGGUCAUUUUGGGCACGUUGAAUCGGGAAUUAUUGAAUAAUUUCCCCCUUAUUUUUAAUUA